This is a messenger RNA of Dermatophagoides pteronyssinus (European house dust mite), 3088 nucleotides long. Its product is annotated as C-Maf-inducing protein-like. The record is from RefSeq and is a predicted model, not a curated record. Lineage: Eukaryota; Metazoa; Arthropoda; Arachnida; Sarcoptiformes; Pyroglyphidae.
ACCCCGGUUCAAUAAUUUAUUAAGUUAUCAUCAGAAAAUUGUCAAUCAAGAAAAACAGAAAAUCAUGGCUGCCCCAUCAUCACCUUCAUCAUCAUCAUCAACAACAACAUUCGAAUCAACAUCGGAUUUAUCACCAAUAUCCAAAUCACCAACACCAUCAUCAGAUGGUAAUUCAUCGUCGUCAUCAUCAUCAUCUGGUUUAUCUAGUUUUGGUAGUUUUGCUCAAACAGAUAUCCGUAUAACAUAUGAAUCGGAUGAAGGUACACCAUUGGAAGAGAAUAUUAUACCACAUAGGCCACAAUUAUCAAUCAAUAAUUGUAAUAAAUUAUUACGACAAAAUGGUAAUACAAUAUUUACAUCAUCACAAUUACCAUCGGCAUUUUCAUCACCAUCAUUAUCUGAAUGUGGAAUCGAUGAACCACAAACAUCAACAAAAACGACAAUAACAACAAAAACAGCCAUACAAUCAUCAUUGAAUACAAUAAAUAAUUUGAAAAAUAAUAAUGUUAAAAGUGCGGCUCAUCUUCGCAUACAAGGUCUGAUAUUUGAUCAAACACAUUUAUUAAUAUCACGUGCAACCAGUAUGGAUGAAGGUAUAUUUCAAUCACCAUUAAAUUCACCAAACCGAACAUCAGCACCAUCAAGUCCAAUUGGACCAAAAUUUAAAAUCAUACAUGAAGGUGAUGUUCAUCUUUGUCGUUUAAAUCAUCAACGUACGAUUGUUUCGAAAAUAUUAAGCUCGAAAUUUUUACGCCGUUGGGAAACACAUCGUAUCUAUUUAACAUCGGUAAAUUUGGCUUCCAAAACGCCAAUUGGUUUUAUGGAAGUUCCAUUACCAUAUAGUCAGAUUGAAAAUGCAUAUGCUGUAAAUCGUUGGGAUACGAAUCAAAAAUUUUAUAUUCGUAUAGUUGUUGUUGAUGGAUCGGUACUGUUACAGCUACCAAACAAAUGGGUACGAGAUCAAUGGCUUUAUUCAAUCAAUUGGAAGCGUUUCAUGCUCAAAUAUCAACAAAUAUUGGCCAAUCCAUCGAUUCGCCCUGAUGUACUUACUAAAGAAUUAAAAAAUCUGAUUGAAUUAACGUUGACUACACCAUUGCAGGAUGAAUGUAUUUAUCAAACAUCGUUGGAUGUCAUCAAUGAAUUAUUGCAGUUAAGACUUAAAGACUUUGAACGAGAUGACGAAAAAACCUAUGAAAUGCAAAUGACAGCACGGAAAGUAAAUGAAGAAAUUAUUAAGCUUUUAUCACCAUUUCUUGAACGUACAAAUCCUAGUAUUGAAAUUUGUCGAUUUUUAAGCAAGCAUUGCCGUAAAUAUCCACGAUCAAUGGUUAUUUGUGAAUAUUAUGCCGAAAUUGUACAACGUAUUCUUAAACAUAAUAUGGAUUUUGGUAAAUAUCCACGUAUGCGUGUACUUGUACAAGAUUAUUUUGUUGCAUUGAAUCAACAUAAUGAUGGCAAUCAUUUGAUUCAGACAUUCAUCUAUAGUGUUCAUGGACGAACUAUGAUGUGUCCACAUCCACGUGUCAUUAGUAAUUUAGUUUCCGUUUGUUUGGCAACAAUAUUUUCAUUGUUUGAAUAUCGUCAAUUGGAUUCGGUUCAAUCAAUCAAAAAUGUUGAUGAUGAUGAUGCAGAAGCAGAUGUCGAAACAUUCGAUGAUGAAGAAUGGCAAAUUCAUGUCAAUUGUUUUAUUGAUAUGUUUCGUUUUAUAUCACAAUAUGAAGAUUGGCGAUUAUCAUUAGCUCAAAUACUUCAACCGAUUCCUUUACCCGAUUCAGCAUUGAGUGAUCCGAAAUUUUUCUUAUUAUUUAAGCCUGUGAUUGAGAAUGUUGCAAAUGAUCAUCGUUGUGACGUACACCAAAUGUUAUUAGGUAUACGUGAAAAUAAAUCUAACUGGCUUGAUCUCUAUACACCGGGCAAUAUUGGCUGCGAUGAUGAUGGUCAACUUUGGAGCACUAUGCUUAAAACAUUGAUUAGCUGCUGUUGUCGACGUAAAAGAUUCUAUCAAGUAUUGGUCAAAUCAUCAUUGGAUGCUUGUUUAUUAUUGGCAUUAAGAGAGGAGGAAACCUGUCAGAAAAUUCUAUGCGAUAUGAUUGAAAUGGAGCUUAUAGAAAAUUCAUCGGAUGUACAACAACAAAUAAUAACAACAUUACAAAGUACAUCUACUGGUCGACAACAAUAUGAGGAUCUUUGUCAACGACAACUACAUCUCAGGGAAUUUCAAAAAAAAGGUGGUCCAAAAAAACUAACACUACCUUCACGAUCUACUGAUGCUGAUCUGGCCAGAUUAUUGAGUGCCGGUUCAUUCGGUGAUCUUGAAAGUCUUUCAUUGGCAUUUACACAGGUGACUAGUGCUAGUGCACAGCAUCUGAUUAAAUUGCCUUCGCUUCGUUAUUUAAAUCUUUGGUCUACACAGUUCACUGACUCUGGUCUUCAAUUACUUGCCGAACAUUUAACGCAAUUACAGGUUCUAAAUCUUUGUGAAACACCUGUCACCGAUAAAGGUUUACUUUAUCUCACAGCAUUGAAAGAUCUUCGUAAAUUGAAUCUCAAUAGUACAAAUCUUUCAUCACAAACAUAUGAAAAUUUGAAACAAAAAUUACCAUCAUUACAAGAAAUUGAUGUUCGUUAUACCGAUGCCUGGUGAAUUAAUGAAUGAACAAUUUUAAAUAUUGACUAAUUAUUCAUUCAAAUAAAUUGCUGCUAUAUUAAUCAGACAAUUCAAACAAGAACCAUAAAAAAAAUCAUCAUUAAUAUUAUUUCAUUUUUUUGGAUUUCAUUCUACACUAAAUUUUUACAAUUUUUACACCCACAUACACACAUCAUAUAUCCAUAGUCGUAUUUUGGAAAUCAUUGAAUCACAUAUACGAUAUACAAUAUAGUAAUUUGUUGUCAUUAAUCUACAAUCGAGAAGAAAUCUAUUUCGAUAAAACAUCGUUUAAUUAUUUUGUUUUUUCUAAUGAUUUUUUUUCUGAUUUAUCAUGCACGCAUAUACAAUCAUAUUUCGCAUUUUUUUUGACACAUUUGAAUUGAAUUCGUUUAUUUUUUGUCUCACCGCAACACUGUGAAUAUUUUUCAUUUUUCAUCAUCU